UAGUAAUGGCUUAUACCUUGUUAUAAACAGUUGAUGUUUAUAAAUAGUCUAUAAAUUGCACCGCAGGUUAUGUGACAUAUACAAUAGUCUAAUGGCUUAAAAUAGUAGGAUAUAUGUUCAUACUCAAAUUUGACUGGAAAAUAGGCGAAUGGAAGCAAGUUUGACUGAGGCGCGGGAACAACUGCAGGACUUCCAUGGGAAGGCUUUUUCAGCACCAUGGCGAGCGACCCUCCCUCUUCGUCAUCACCAUGAUUAAUCCAUACAAAACUAAUUCCAUGCUCCGCCCCACUGGCGUGCUAUUGGCUGAUUACAAAUCAAUUUCACAAUUUACCACAGUUGCUCCCCUUGGAUGAAUAGUAGGCUAAUUUACCUCCCACUGGCACUGAAUAAAUAGUAGGCUAAUCUGCCUGGCACCACUCACUGGCUGCCACACAGACGACAAUUCUAGCGUUUGAGACUGACGAGAAGGGCAAGAAGUUUAGUGCAACCCUUCCCUGGUUUGUUAGGGUGCGCAUAGCAUCGACUCCACACGGACUCAAUUUUGAAAGUGUUUUCAGAGAUUUAAGAUGAAUCUGAACUACACAUCCCCCAUGCCUCAGAUGCCAGCCCAGAGGUCAACAUCGUUCUUCAUCGAAGAUAUUUUAUUACACAAACCCAAGCCUCUGAGAGAGGUCUUCCACUCGCCGUUCUCAAACUCUCUGGCGUCCGGAAUGCCUCUCCUAGAAUAUGGAUACCCACUGAUGCCCACUCCGAUACUAGCGCAUCACCCGCACCAUCCUCUACAAAAACUGGACCAUCACCAGUAUUUCUUUACGUCUGGGAUGCAAAUGCCGGCUUUAUUUCAGCAUCAUCCAGAGUUACCCGGCAAGCAUUGCAGACGCAGGAAGGCGAGAACGGUUUUCUCGGAUUCUCAACUAUCUGGUCUUGAAAAGAGAUUUGAGAUACAACGGUACCUAUCCACGCCAGAACGAGUGGAGUUGGCAACAGCGUUAAGUCUCUCGGAAACCCAGGUGAAAACAUGGUUUCAAAACAGAAGGAUGAAGCAUAAAAAGCAACUGAGGAAAACACAAGAUGACCAGAAAAAUCCGAAUGACUUAGAUAGAUCCAUGGAUAACGCAAGUGAGAGUGAACUCAACGAAAAAAAUACAGAUGAUGUUAACAGUGGAAUCGAGCCGAACUCGUACAUUUUGGAAAAUGAGGACGAUGUUGAUAUCGAGGAUGACAUUUGCUCGCCAGAACCUUCACUAUAGAGCAAGUGGCAAGUUGUUUUAAAAACAAAUAACCAUGACCCAUUGUAAAUGUAAAUAUUGAAUUGUGUCUUUUCCAUAUGAAAUUAUAUAUAGCUUUUUUAAACAAAUCAAUGCUAAUAAUAAUGCAAAGUAGUAUUUAUUCAAGGGUAUGCGUAAUAUGUCACUACACAUUCAUUUUAGGCUCUGUCUAUAUUUAUGUUUUCCGUGACUGUAAAAUGCAUCAUAUCAAACAACUGUACAUACAAAAUAUAA
Molecule: messenger RNA, 1502 nt
Organism: Oncorhynchus nerka (sockeye salmon)
Lineage: Eukaryota; Metazoa; Chordata; Actinopteri; Salmoniformes; Salmonidae
Product: brain-specific homeobox protein homolog
Exons: 3
Coding region: 567-1250 (227 amino acids)
Biological process (GO): regulation of DNA-templated transcription
Molecular function (GO): DNA binding; DNA-binding transcription factor activity, RNA polymerase II-specific
Source: RefSeq, a predicted model, not a curated record